Molecule: messenger RNA, 291 nt
Organism: Plasmodium inui San Antonio 1
Lineage: Eukaryota; Apicomplexa; Aconoidasida; Haemosporida; Plasmodiidae
Exons: 2
Coding region: 1-291 (96 amino acids)
Source: RefSeq, a predicted model, not a curated record
AUGUUCUCACAUUUGAGAAAAGUUCCAAUGGUCAUUCCUAUGUCCGUUGUUCCCAAUAACGUAUGCACCCCAUUUUGUGCGCACAAAACUUCAGGAGUCGAUUGCAAUGCCAACCCGAGGCACAAACAAGUUUUAUCAAACCCGGCCCCCAGAUCUAGAGGAAUUCCCAAGUAUUUAGAGAAGUACAUUUUUUACAAGCAGGCGCCGAGGAACCCAAAAUAUAAAUCGCAGUUUAUCAAUCUGUAUACAGCAGGUCGGAAGUACAGACAACAGAUUAAGAAAACUGGUUAG